Messenger RNA from Neolamprologus brichardi, 2943 nucleotides. RefSeq names its product Cbl proto-oncogene C (gene cblc). Gene Ontology annotation, biological process: cell surface receptor signaling pathway; negative regulation of epidermal growth factor-activated receptor activity. Gene Ontology annotation, cellular component: plasma membrane; membrane raft. Gene Ontology annotation, molecular function: ubiquitin protein ligase activity; phosphotyrosine residue binding; receptor tyrosine kinase binding. The record is from RefSeq and is a predicted model, not a curated record. Lineage: Eukaryota; Metazoa; Chordata; Actinopteri; Cichliformes; Cichlidae.
AACAAACUUAUUUGGUUUCCUGGUUGCAGCAAGACAAUCAAGACGAGGGGCAGAGUGACAUCAAGCAAGACAAAGGAGAAACAGUAAUGUUUCAGGCCAUGACAGAAAACACGUUUCCGCUGCGCUGACAGUAGAUGCACUAGCUCUAGGACUGCAUUGCUGCUGAGAUGUUGCAGAACAAUGGCGGCAGCAGAUUUGGGCGCGUCCAGGAGCCCGAAUUUGAGCUCCGGGCCCCCCACUCGUGGUGAUCUUCGGCUCGUGGGCAAGACCCUCAGAAGACUGGAUAAACUCCAACAGCUGUGCAGUACCCCUCGGCUUGGACUGAGAAAUAGUCCGCCAUACCUACCACAGCUGCUGUCAGAGACCUCAGUGCUGCUCAUCCAGGUGUGGGAGCCUUUCCAAGGCUUCAGGACAGCAGGUGGACAGGUGCCACACGGAGACGAGGCAGAGUACCUGAGGAUCCAUAUCAAAAACCUCUUUGAUAAGACAGAGCGGGCUCUACAGCUGUUUAAAGAAGGACGGAGGAAGAUAUAUGAAGAGACUUCAACUUACAGGAGAAAUUUGACCAAGCUGACUUUGUUGUUCAGUCACAUGCUGUGGGAGCUGAAGGCCUUUUUUCCAGGAGGAUGUUUUCAGGGUGACAAAUACAGGGUGGCGUUAUCUGCAGCUGAGGACUUUUGGAGGGAGUCAUUUGGCGACAAGUGUAUAGUGCAGUGGAAUACCUUUAAAGAACAGCUGAGAAAUGUACAUCCAUUUGAGGAAGGGAUGGAAUCUAUGGCUCUGAAGUCAACCAUUGACUUAACUUGCAACGAUCACAUCUCUGUGUUUGAGUUUGAUGUUUUCACACGACUGUUUCAGCCGUGGAGGACUCUUUUAAUGAACUGGAACCAGCUGGCCGUGACUCAUCCAGGCUACAUGGCCUUCCUCACCUAUGACCAGGUUAUAGCUCGUCUGGAACACUACCUGCACAGACCUGGGAGCUAUAUCUUUCGUCUGAGCUGUACAAAAAUGGGAGAGUGGGCUAUUGGCCACGUGACAUUUGAUGGUGCCGUCAUUCAGACUAUCCCGGAGGACAUACCUCUCUACCAAGCUCUGAUUCAAGGCUUCAAUCAGGGCUGCUACUUGUACCCAGAUGGCCGGGAUUUGAACCCUGACUUGAAAAGCUUGUGUGAACCAGCCAGCAGAGGAAAAGUUAAAGUUACAGAAGAACAGUAUGAGCUUUACUGUGAGAUCGGCAGCACCUACCAGCUAUGUAAGAUAUGCACAGAGAGGGAUAAAGACACCCGGAUUCAGCCCUGUGGCCAUCUCCUGUGCCAAACCUGCCUCACAGGCUGGCAGCAGAAGUCAGCUGGCCAAACCUGCCCAUACUGCCGCUGCGACAUCAGAGGAACAGAGUCCAUCCUCCUGGAGCCGUACGUGCCAGUCAGCGAUCAGGUGCUGGUGGAGGAGGGCGAUGAUGACGAUGACGAAGAGGAUCAUGUGGAUAUUGAAGAAAUGGUAAAGGAAAUAGCUGCCCUGAGGAAGUUUUCCAGUUUGGACUUCCAGGUUCCCAGCUCUCACAUUAGCGCUCCACCUUUACCCCCUAAAAGUAAUACAAUGCCACGCUGUCCCUCUCCCUCCGUCCAGUCUCAGACGUCUGAAAUUAAGACACUGCCCAAACACUCCAACUCUUAUUUGCCUCAAAGUAGCAGUGAAACGCAAAGGUACAGAAAACAGACAAACAGUUGUCGAACGGAGGGUUUACGCGGCAGUGAAGAGGAAUACGCUGGUGAGCUGAGACCACGCCCUUUCUCUCACAGCGUGGAACACCUGAGAGAAGCAAACUUUCCUUCCGCCUCUCAGACAGCUGUCGACAGUGGAGUACCCUGGCUCGGACCCAACAUCCCUGUAAUGGAGAGAAGACAUAAGGAAAAGGAGAUGAGCAGACCAGGGCUCAGAAAAGACAAGUACGCUCAGGGAGAGAUGAAGAGGACAAUGUCAUCCUGAGUGACAAACAACACGUAGAGUCAAUAGACUUGAUUUCAUCCAAGAAAUCAGCCUUUGUUGAAUGUAAAAAAUAAUAUUUAAUGCUGCAAACUACCAUGUGCAUGCUGCACUGCUGAAAAUGAGUGGAGUGUUUGGGACUAACAGAAAAAUUGCCCAGUGUGGCCUCCUACUGUUUGAUAAUUGCACUGCCAUUAGCAACACGGUAGGUUCAGUACUAAUUCCUAAAUAUAGUGUCACAUUAGAUCCAAACAGAAAUUAAGGAGAGGCUUAAUAAUUGACAAUGUGAUUUUUAUUAAAUAAUAGAAAAACCCUACCUCUUUCUUUAAUCUGUAACAUAAGUUUGUUCUUGUAAAUGUUAUAAGAGUAGAGAAGGGCCUCUAUAUUGAUAACGCAGUUGUAACCCUUUGAAAACAGCAGAUAAAUAACAUUACAGUCAUUCAGUUUUACAUAAAAGUGUUUCACAGUUUCUUCAGAUAUGAUAUUUGACCUACAUGCAGAAGACAUGCUGCAUGUGUACUUUAACCAGACUUUUUGAACAUUUAUUUCUCUCUCCCCGUCACUCCAAAUAAGGGUCUUUGAGUAUGUGUGAGUGUUAAGGUGCUGCAGGAUAUUGCUAAGCAAGCUGUAUCAAGUACCUCCAAGGCAGAGUCACAGAAAGACCCUUUCUCUGGAAGGGCAAGAGCAAAGAUGCAUCAGAGAGGAACAUUUCAAUCUAAGAAUGAGAGAGAACAUUAUUAUGUACAGGUUAUUGCUGUUUAGGUCAUUCUCUAGUGAACAGAGUAACUCGGAAAGAUGCAUAAGAAACAUGCACAGUUUGUGUGACUUUAGGCAGUUCAGACGUGAGCUAUAUUGAAAGUGAUAUGUAAGUGUUACUAUAUCUGACGUAGAAAGAUUACCAUCAAAACUGUACAGGUAAUGAUAAAUGCUGAAUUUAUUCAGACAUAAAGUGAUACAUUA